CUACACUGGGCUUUUUAAUUCCUAAUUGAACAACCAUAAGUGAGUCAGGGCUGUGCAAUGACACUUGCUCUGGAGUGCUGGGUAUUCUUUUUAAAAUGCUGGAAAAUGCGUAUUGGUAAUUGACGCUGGGUGAGGGAACGCACUUCCGUCCAUUUCGUGUUACGUGUUCGCCUUGCAGGUGCUGAAGGAUAGCGGUCUUGGCACCAUUCAUAAUCUUUUCAAUAAAAUAACUUCGAUAUUGGACCAGAUUGAUUACGGAAAUUAUUCAGAAGAUGGUAGCAAAACAGAGAAUCCGAAUGGCAAAUGAGAAACACAGCAAAAACAUCACACAGAGGGGAAACGUUGCAAAGACCCUGAGACCACAAGAAGAGAAAUAUCCAGUGGGACCCUGGCUUUUGGCACUUUUCGUAUUUGUUGUAUGCGGAUCAGCUAUCUUUCAGAUAAUACAGAGUAUCAGAAUGGGCAUGUGAGGACCUGCAGUUUCUGUGGACCCUUUCUUCACUCUACAGUUUUGUGCACCAGAUACAAUUUUGGAGCUGCACAAUUAAUGGAAAACAAACAACAACAAAACAAAUCUUGCCUGCACAUUCAGUCCUCGAGUGCAGUCCAGAAAACCUUUUUACAUGACAUCGUGGUACAUACAUGUUUGAAAUGUCCUCGUUAACGGGGUCGCCUUGCUUUUAUACGGACUCUGUGGUUUAACCAUAUUGGUUGGCUGUAGCAGUGCUGUCUGUGUUUGUUUCACCUGACUAAUGUAUGUGUUUGAAAAUGUAAUUGCUCAACAAUAUGUACCAUAAUUCAUUUCUACUAUUAUGUGUGUAUGAUCUAUAGAGUACAUUUUACAAAUACAUGUGUUUAAUA
Molecule: messenger RNA, 861 nt
Organism: Acipenser ruthenus (sterlet)
Lineage: Eukaryota; Metazoa; Chordata; Actinopteri; Acipenseriformes; Acipenseridae
Product: stress-associated endoplasmic reticulum protein 2
Exons: 3
Coding region: 273-470 (65 amino acids)
Biological process (GO): endoplasmic reticulum unfolded protein response
Cellular component (GO): endoplasmic reticulum
Source: RefSeq, a predicted model, not a curated record